AGGUUACUAAAUUGUCAACAUCCGUAAUCCGUAAACAAUAGGCAGUCUCUCAAGUCUCAACAUCAUCGCUAUCCUCCUGCCUGUGAGGCAUACCAAUUAAUAAUUUUAUAAAUAUAACAAAUAGUAUUUAUGUAGAACUAUAGGCCAAGCCUUAUUAAAUUCUACUUCGUUAACUCGUAAAUGGAUAGUGCUCUCACCACCACUGAAGGUAAUCCGGACCAAAACGUUUCCACAGAGGACGUUUCAAAAGAGGAACCCUCACAACCAGCAGGGGAAGAUAAUUUAAAAGAUCCAGCAGAACCUACAGCAGAUACUGAAAAGGGAAGUGUAAAAAGCAGCGAUAAAGAUGUGGCACAUGACAGUAAUAAACAAACUAGCACAGGUCAGGAAGAGGAAGGUGAAAUGCACCACCAGUUAAAGUUUAAUUAUGAAGCAGAAUUAAUGGUGAAUGGUAUAUAUGAGGACACGGAUAUCACCAUUGAUCCAGCCAUUAUCCAGUCGUUAACUGACGGGUUCGUCACUAAAUUUCUGCCGUCUUUACAGAAGUCUCGAGCAGCAAUAGACCAAAUCAAAUCUAGUCAGAAUGUUCUCAUUGAAACUGUGCAGCAAGAAAACAAUAAAUUUGUGGACUGUCCAGCCCUUAUAGACCUGGAGAAAACAAUGUCUAAGGCAAAGCUGUACCACAGCAAGCUGAUUAAGUUGAGAAAAGACAUGACCAAUUUGCAUGAGAAAGCCAAGAAAUUGAAGAAAAGGGCAGUCAAACUGCAGCAACAGAAACAGAAAGAGGAGCUAACCCGAGCUCACGUUUUGGAGAAGGAGAUGGAGAAAGAGAGGAUGUUGACAGCUAGAGUUGCCACUUCACCAGACUGAGAAGUCUUAGCAGACUCUUAACAGACUCUCACACCAAUUCCUGCCAUGAUUCUCUGAAAUAAUAAUUGUGUACUGCUGGUUACUGGUUUCCAUGCAGUAAAUUUUGUACUGCCAGCUACUGGUUUCUAGACAGUAAAUUUUGUACUGCUAGCUACUGGUUUCUAGACAGUACAUUUUUUUACUGCUGGCUACUGGUUUCCAUGCAGUAAAUUUUGUAAUGCUGGUUACUGGUUUGCAGACAGUAAAUUUUGUACUGCUGGCUAGUUUCCAGAUUUUUAGUGAUUCCUUGUGAUUUUUACAGAUUGAAACUUACAAUAUUUUCAUAUUUUCAAAUUCUUAAUAAGUCACUUUUAUGAAUUUAAAUGUUCAUGUUUUAUUGUAAUGAGGCUAUGGUUAUUUUAAUGUACAUUCAGUAAUUAAUUGUACAGCAAUGUUACAUGUAUUGAAUGAAAUGUGCAUUUUCAACUCACUGUUAUUAAUUUGUUAUUAAACACAAUUGCCCAUU
Physella acuta is the source of this 1375-nucleotide messenger RNA. RefSeq names its product biogenesis of lysosome-related organelles complex 1 subunit 6-like. Gene Ontology annotation, cellular component: transport vesicle; BLOC-1 complex. NCBI's taxonomy places the organism in Eukaryota, Metazoa, Mollusca, Gastropoda, Physidae. The record is from RefSeq and is a predicted model, not a curated record. Gene Ontology annotation, biological process: intracellular transport.